Molecule: messenger RNA, 621 nt
Organism: Alternaria burnsii
Lineage: Eukaryota; Fungi; Ascomycota; Dothideomycetes; Pleosporales; Pleosporaceae
Exons: 3
Coding region: 1-621 (206 amino acids)
Source: RefSeq, a predicted model, not a curated record
AUGCACAGAAUUCACACGAAAGACAGUAACCAUCCUGCUUUUCAAGCCAGCACCAGUAUUGGGAAAGUACUUUCACCCGCCUACCCUCGAACAAUUGUCACUCCCGCCCGUCCACAAGAAGAGAAGUGGUAUGACACGAGAACAACGCGACGACGCGUACAGGAAGAACAGGAUGUUAAACAGCAUGAUGAGUUUGACGACAAGGCGGAGACAAGACAUCUCCGCGAGCACAACGAAGACCAGAAGCUGGAGACGCUGCUUCAACUAGGGAUACACUGUGUAUACAUUAUUGAGGGUAUUGCCGCCUACAAGAGCAGCAUCGAUGAGGUAUGCAUACGGUACAACAAGACAGGCACAGUCAUAGGAAGUGUAGUCACCAAGAGUAUGCCCUUUGGUUAUUCGCAGUCUCAACUAUCAAGUAAGAAAGUGUCAAGAUAUGGAAAACACGUCUGCCGCUAUGCCGCACUCGAGCUGGUAUGGACUUACGUUUCGGCCCCGGUGACUCAAGCGCCUGAGCGCAUAUUCCAAUACUUAGAAGAUAUUCUACAGAUGCUCGCCAUCCUACGCCGCAACGAAUGUGCCCAAACCAUACUAAGCUACGGAACGGGAGAUAAGGCCUAG